Molecule: messenger RNA, 264 nt
Organism: Sclerotinia sclerotiorum 1980 UF-70
Lineage: Eukaryota; Fungi; Ascomycota; Leotiomycetes; Helotiales; Sclerotiniaceae
Exons: 3
Coding region: 1-264 (87 amino acids)
Source: RefSeq, a predicted model, not a curated record
AUGUCCAUCCAUUCUGAAGUCAUUCAAAUUCAAACCCAGUUCAUCUCAUAUCACAAGACCCGAUACCCAGCAUCUUUAACCUGUUCUUUUGAUUUAAUGGUAGUGUUCUCAAUAUCCGGCCCCAAAAAAGAAUCAUUAUUUUUAUCACCAGCCAUGAAAUGCGCCUCGUACUAUCAUUCCAUGUCAUGCCACGCUUCGAGAACUGCCGUUACUGCUGGCGGCACUCGAGCACAUGUCAAGAGUGGCCACAGACUUGAUAAGUAA